ACGCCAUGAGUGACUUUGUCGUGGAUGCAGUCGCGCAGUUCAUCGAGGGCGACGCGUGGCGUCUCCCGCUGGAGCGCUUCCUAGCGGCCCACAAGGCGGCAUUUCUCGGCCGUGCGCGCGCCGACGAGCACACAUUGGGCCAGCACGCGGUGUUUUCCGAGUUUACCGAGGUGGCCGAGCGCCUUCUCGAGGCGAUGGUGCUGGACCUCGGCUGCGACCCGUCGACGCUCCUCGAUGCGCUUGAAGACGCGAGCAAAGGGGUUCGCGCGCAGAGCACGCGCGUCCUCGUGCAGACGCUCUUGUCGUACAACGACUUUGGCGCGUUCUGCGAUCGGAUGUUUGCUUACGUCCGAGCCUCGGCCGAGACCGCGACGCGUCACGCGAUCGCACAGCUGGCGUCGUCCGAGUGGGUUCUCCAAGAUGUGCUUGCUCGGUCGCUGCUGGAAGCCUCGGACGACGACUCGCUACCUGCCGAAGACGCGCCCUAUGUCCCGUGGGCCCGCGUCAUACUCGAAAUGACGGCGACGUACCGACGCUUGGCCGCCACCAUCGAUGGCGCAGAGGCCGAGGAGCUGCGCGCGCGCAUCACGGAGCUGCAAGCCACGCUCACAAAAGAGCGUCUUCGCGUCGACCUGAUCGUCGCCCAGCGUUUGGCCGACGAGAACGCGCAGAUGCGCUGCCGAAUGCGGCAGCUGUGUGGAACGAGCAUGGACGCCGACGCCAAGCAAGAGGCGACCAUCGGCGACGUCUGCGACCGCCUCGACGCGAUUCCGAUCGAGCUGCGAGAGAUCAAGCAGCGCUGCUUUGCAGCGACGAAUGUGCGCCCCGCGCACUUGGACGAGCUCUACCUCUUUUUAAAGGACAAGGUGCACCACAAGCAGGAUUUGGCCCAGUGCGAAGACGAGAUCGCGUCGUUCGUCUUCGCGCGCUUGACGCCGACGGACGCGCCGAUCGUGCGAGACAUUUUGCAAUGGCUCUUGCUUGAAUCCGAAGCCAUCGAGUUGGGCAAGGAGCUUCAAGCGCUCAGCUUUGCCAGUCCCCGCGCCGACGCCAAGGAUGAGGACGCGGCCGACCGCUGGGUGCAGACAUGGAGCGACCACGAUAUGGCGUACUACUACGUCAACAGCGUCCUUGGGACGUCGCAGUGGGAGCCACCGCAAGCCAAAGACGGAAGCCCGAUCCUGGGGUUCUACGACGAGGCCAACAAUUGGCAGCCGUACGCCUUUGGUUCUGCGAAUGUGCAUGCGACGCCGAGCGAGAUGGCCCCCGACGCCAAGGCUUUGAUGCGCCAGGACGACGACGACGACGCUGCCGCUACGACGCUCUGUAGCGACGCCUUGACAGGCGACGUCGACAGGCCGGUCGCACUCGCGUCAACGGACACCGACCACGCGAAUCGCACCCACGCUGUCGACGACCGUCUUGCCUCGUCGUCGUUGCCGUCCGACGUCGCGCUGCUGGACAUGGAAGCCUCGCUGCAGCGCGUGCUGCAAGAGCACGCCGACGAGUCGCGAAAGCUCGAAUUGACGCUGCAAGUGGAACAAGCACGCCAAGCUCAAGACAUUCAGCGGCGAAAGGCGCAGCGCCGGCAAGAGCGCCAGAUGCGACGGUCGUCGAAACCCCACGAACCUACGAGUGUGCCCACCGUGCUUCCGGCGCCAGCGCAUUUGAGCGUCUGCCUCCCCGAAGGCCGCAAGGUCGACUUGAUGCAAUUGCUCAGUGAGACAGACGAGGAGCAGCGACGCUCGCGGCGCGGCCUGCCCGGCAAAAGCGGCGGGCUCAAUGUCACGAGCUUGAUGUACCUCGCCAAGAAGAUCGCGCCCAAGUCCAAGUACAUUGACAUCGAAGAGACGUACGCGUUGUAGUAGGUUCUAUAGUA
This is a messenger RNA of Saprolegnia parasitica CBS 223.65, 1879 nucleotides long. RefSeq lists its product as hypothetical. The transcript is spliced from 12 exons. The record is from RefSeq and is a predicted model, not a curated record. Lineage: Eukaryota; Oomycota; Saprolegniomycetes; Saprolegniales; Saprolegniaceae. Gene Ontology annotation, molecular function: protein binding. The coding region runs from base 6 to 1865 and encodes 619 amino acids. Gene Ontology annotation, cellular component: ciliary base; axoneme.